GGAAAGGGUCUGAGGGUCUCCUCCUUCCCCACUCCCGCUUUCUCUUCGCGGGAUACCGAGGCAGGAAACUCCUGCAGCGGGCUGUCUGCCCCACCGACACGCCAAGAGAAUGGCUAAAGACAAAAUACGAUCUGAAAUCGCUUCCCCUUCAAAACAAAAACUGAAGUCAAACUGUUUCAAAAUUAAACGGCAGUUUAUUCCGCCACUCCGUCCAGGACAUCGGCGCAAUGAGCGUGCGGACGUUUUUAAAGAAUUUGGGAGUUUUGCGGCUGUUGGUGUCCUGACAUCUGAGUGUCCGGUUGUUGGACUCUCUCUGAGAGAGAGAGAGAGAGAGAGAGAGAGAGAGAGUGGAAACAGCUCACUUUGCUUCGCGCACACUUUGACUUUUUACAGCUAACUCACUUCCUUCCUGCGCGAAGACUGACAGACUUUCAGCUGAUAACCAACCAGUUACUUAGAGAAGGGGGUGUCGGAAAAUAUCAGCGGCCGGCAGAGCACAAGGCGAAGAAAGACCAGAGAGCAGAGCCCGAGUCCGGUCUCCGUGGCCCAGAGGCAUCAGCCCACUCCGGGGGGAGGCAGCGAGAGUCGGCCAGCUCUUUAUCUGCACAUCUCAGGCUGGACUGAAGGUUGGUUGGAAGUUCGAUGCGGUACGUGCCGGGAUGUACAGCAAGGAUUUGAUGCUCUUGUGGUCUCUGGCUGUCGAAGGGCUGCCUUCCAGAUUUCCCUAGUGACCAGCAACUCUCUGGAUAUAACGUUUGGGGUACCAUCUGCAGUCUGGGAAUUCCACACACACACACUCUCUCUCUCUCUCUCUCUCAUACACACACACUCUCUCUCUCUCUCAUACACACACACACUCUCUCUCUCUCUCAUACACACACACACUCUCUCUCUCUCUCUCUCAUAUACACACACACACACACACUCUCUCAUACACACACUCUCUCACACACACACUCUCUCUCAUACACACACUCUCUCACUCACACACACUCUCUCACUCACUCACACACUCUCUCUCUCUCUCUCUCAUACACACUCUCUCUCUCUCUCUCUCUCUCUCUCUCUCACACACACACACACACACACACACACACACACACACACACACACACACACACUCUUGGUGCUGCUGGGAUUGCAUUCCAAAGACUGUUUCUUCUGGACAUUUAAACUUUGCCUAGCAGGCUGCACAGAAAGCUGCAAGUGUGUGGGUGUGGUUUGAUUGACAUUGGAGGCUCGGCCCUCUUGCCACACAUGUCCCCAGCACAGAGGCUCUGAGGCGGCUGCAGCAGGCUGACACAGCCCAGGGCUGGGACCCAUCCAGUACCAGAGGACAUGACUCUUCAAGCAGCCACUGAGCCCAGAUGUCCUGUCUGCACCUGGUGCUCCCUGAGUCUUCUGUAGUGAGGGCAGAGGAGGCUGGAACGGAUCCCUACCCCUACCCCCUGCACGCCUCCACCCCAGGACAGGCUGUUUCUGCCACUGUCCUCUGCAAUGAGCAGAAGGAUCGGAUAGGCGGUGUGGAGGAAGAGGGGGGAGUGUCUGGCUGUCUGCGGGCGACCCCAUGCCGGGGGGCUAUGGCCACCUGCACCCUGAGCACUUUGGGAGUGAUGAGCAACGAGGCUAAGGGCGAAGGGCCCCCACAGACGGGUAGAUCAGUGCUGAAGGUGCCCGAGAGGCACGUGUCCCGGUGCCAUGUCCGUCUUGUGCCUCCCUCCGACAGCCACUGGGUCAGGGAGGAGCUGGGCCCAGGGGUCAGUGAGUGGACCGUGCCUUCGAGGAGGCGUCCCCUCGAGCUGGAGAGGAAACCUGGGAGUGAGCAGGAGUGCGUGGACCGAAGGGGCCGGCGGCGGCCUGAGGCUGGAGGCAGAGCAGACUCAGAUGGGAUGGGCAGGGAGGAGGCAGGACAUUGUGAGCUGGCCCUCCCACUGGCGGUCCAAGAUGAGCGACUGUGCCAGAGGUUCAUCUGUGACUGCAGCAUCGGAGACGCGGAGGAGACCAGGGCAGGGAGCCCGUCCCCACAGGGAGCCAUGACCCCUCAGCAGAGGGGGUCUCAUGCGUUUGGCGGGGUGGAAAUCCCCCACGUUAUCAUCACAGAGCACAGCGGCAACAGUUCCCAGGAGGCAGCUGAGGACUGUGAGCCCCCGGCCAGUUGGAACUCAAAUCGCAAACUCUCCUCAUCCUCUGCCUCCUCGGCCGGCUUCUCCUCCUCCUGGGACGAGUCGGAAGAGGACGUCUCCAGCGACACAGACAGGGUCCGGGAGGUCAGCCCAGACACACUGCAGGCAGUAGCCCAUCAGCCCAAGGCCCGAGUGAGUAAAUCCUGGAGGAAGAUCAAAAACAUGGUGCACUGGUCCCCAUUCGUAAUGUCCUUCAAGAAACGGUAUCCAUGGAUACAGCUGGCUGGACACGCAGGUAGCUUCAAGCCUGGGGCCAACGGCAAAAUCCUGAAGAAGCACUGUGAGUGUGAGCAGCGCUGCCUGGCCCGCCUGAUGCAGGACGUCCUGCGGCCCUUCAUCCCCGCGUACCAUGGCGUGGUGGAGAGGGAAGGGGAGAAGUACAACCAGAUGGACGACCUGCUGGCUGAGUUCGACAUGCCAUGUGUCAUGGACUGCAAGAUGGGAAUCAGGACCUACUUGGAGGAGGAGCUGAGCAAGGCAAGGAAGAAGCCAAGCUUGAGGCGGGACAUGUACCUGAAGAUGGUGGAGGUGGACCCUGAUGCCCCGACAGAAGAGGAACAUGCUCAGAGGGCCGUUAUCAAACCCCGCUACAUGCAGUGGCGGGAGACCAUCAGUUCCACAGCCACUCUCGGCUUCAGGAUCGAAGGUGUCAAGAAUGAGGAUGGGAGUGUCAACCAUGACUUUAAGAAGACAAAAACUAAAGACCAGGUGAUGGUGUCAUUCUGGGAGUUCACCAAGGGAAACAAAGAUAUCCUGACAAAAUAUCUCGAUCGUCUGAGGCUGAUUCGGGACACGCUGGAGGUUUCCACUUUCUUCCAGAGCCACGAGGUUAUCGGCAGCUCCCUGCUCUUUGUCCACGACCGCAAUGCUCAGGCCAAGGUGUGGAUGAUCGAUUUUGGGAAGACAAUGCCUCUGCCCAGGGGUCAGCUCCUGAGCCACCGGCUGCCCUGGCAGGAGGGCAACAGGGAGGAUGGUUACCUCUGGGGCAUCGACCACCUCAUCUCCAUCCUGGAAGAGAUGCUGCAGACAAAGGACUGAAUUGACCCAGCUCAUUCCGGAAUCUUCCUCCGGCACUACAGAACAUUCCGGAAAGAGGUUGGAGGGGUUCGUCCCCCUCCCAGCAUCACCGAGAAAGACGUGGCGGUCUGGUGGGGAUGAAUGGGGGUGCACCGACACAGUGAAAUCAGGCAGAGGGGUCAGAGUUGCACUUGGGCAUCGGGGCUGUGGGGUGAGAAGGGGCUGCAACACUGGGAGGCAUACCGUGUGGCAUACACCAACCACUACCAGGGUCCAUCAUGAGCAGCCCAGGGCUCCGAGUAGCGAGAGGCCAGAGGCUGAGAAUGUUCUAGACUUUUCAACCUACCAAGUGAGUGGGAGGAGGGGUCUGAGAACAUUACCACACAGGGCGAGUCGUUCAGCCCUGCUCUGAGGUUAGUUGCUGGCCGACUGAGGCUGUGGGUGUCUGUACAGAGGGCUGGAGGGACUGAGUGGAGGUCUCGGGUCUUUGGGGCUGUACCUGGUCCCGUCUCUUACAUCAGCACUGAGAGGUUGGGACCCUGUUUCCACUGACCAGAUCUACUCACACAAAAACCUGCCCACCUGCCACAUUUUAUUGUCUAAUUAGCUUCUUUCUCCCCUCCAGUAACCAUUCUUGCUGACUGUACCAACCCUUCCCCCAAAAGUCACUAUGAGAUCCACAAAUGACCCCCCCACCCCAAAUAGAGUCUGAGAGAGAUACAACACAGAAACAGGUUAUCAAUCUACUCACACUAAUCCAAUGUUAUUCUCCCCAAGCUCCCGUCAGCUCCCCCCAGGUUCCAGCCCUCAGCCACACACUAAGGGCAGGUUGCAGCAGUCAGUUAACUCACCAAGCUUGGAUGUACAAGGAGAUCAGAGUACCCGGGACAAACCCACACAGCCACAGGGAGAACGUGCAAACUCCACACAGACAGUGCUGGAGGCCAGGAUCAGACCCGGGUCUCUAGUGUUGUGUAAAACAACAGCUCCUCCCACUGUUCCUUGUCCCAGUUUGGGAGGACAUUUUGGGCCUCCUCACUGCCCACAUGCAGAACCAGACCCUGUGCUGAGACAGAGAAUGCAGAGUCAGCUGAUUAGCUCCGUCACGGGGUGCGGCGGUGGGAAGCUGGCUCAGUUUGUCCUGCUGCUCCCUGGGACUGGCCAUGGAGUUACCAGGGCAAUGUGACUGUUUCCUCCAGUGUCCUGUGCUGAAAACCCACCAGGUAUCUGGGGAACAAAUCUGAGUAAUGAUAUAAACCUGUGCCCAUGUUACUUGGAAAUAAUCCAUCCCACUCACUAAACCCAUUCAGCGAAUGAAAUCUCUGCCUGGCCCGACACUAUGAUUGUCCGGACACUGAGUACAGAACCUGGGAGGUCAUUGGUGAGGCUGCACCUGCAAUAUUGCGUCCCUCUGCUGCAGGGAAGAUCUUACUAAACCAGAAAGGGUGCAGAUCAAGAUUUACAAAGAUGUCGCCAAGACUCGAGUGAGUGACAGGGAAAGGCUCGGCUGGCUGGGACUUUAUUCCUUGAAGCAUGGAAGACUGAGUGGUGAUUUUAUCAAGGUGUUUAAAAUCAUGAGGAGUAUAGAGAGGGCAAGUGCUCUCAGACUUUUUCCCAGGGUCGGGAAUCAAGAGCUGGAGGGCACGGGUUUAAGAUGAGAAAGGAAAGAUUUAGUAGGAACCUGAGGGGCAACGUUUUUACUCAAGGGUGACAUACACGUAGAACUGAACUGCCAGAGGAAGUACCCUGGGUACAAAAACAAUACUUAGAAGUCAUUUGGACAGGAACAUGGAUAGGAAAAGUUUAGAGCAGGGGUUCUGAUCUUAUUUUUUUGCCGUAAUCCCCUACCAUUAACCGAGGGGUCCGUGGACCACAGGUUGGGAAUCCCUGGUUUAGCAGGAUAUGGGCCAAAUGGGACGAGCUUGGAUGGGGCUUGUUGGGCUGAGGGCCUGCUUCCAUGUUGUAUGACACUAUGGCUUCGGGGCAACCCACGUGGUUAAGUGUUCUCCUGGGGGGUUGAGGAAGUCAGUCAUCACAGAGACUGUUGGGGGGGCACACAUCUCUGGCCUAGUUGGUGGUGUGAGAACUGAGGCUGGAGGUGAAGUAAGGAGGCGGCAUGCUGCCAUUUUUUUGUGUCCCAGCAGGCGUUUAUUGGCCUUGCAUUAACAACAAGGUCGACUCCCUGACGGGGUAGGUCAAUGGAUUCACUCUUUCCACAGCCCCAGAAGUACACUGGGUUCUGAUAAGUUGUCGGCAUCUAGUUGGUGUACACAGACUACAGAUUAAACCUUACCUAUACAAA
Messenger RNA from Hypanus sabinus (Atlantic stingray), 5502 nucleotides. Its product is annotated as inositol-trisphosphate 3-kinase B-like. The record is from RefSeq and is a predicted model, not a curated record. Gene Ontology annotation, cellular component: nucleus; cytoplasm. Gene Ontology annotation, molecular function: inositol tetrakisphosphate kinase activity; inositol-1,4,5-trisphosphate 3-kinase activity. Lineage: Eukaryota; Metazoa; Chordata; Chondrichthyes; Myliobatiformes; Dasyatidae. The transcript is spliced from 7 exons. The coding region runs from base 1368 to 3221 and encodes 617 amino acids. Gene Ontology annotation, biological process: inositol phosphate biosynthetic process.